Messenger RNA from Pieris macdunnoughi, 1611 nucleotides. The record is from the annotation of a GenBank genome assembly. Lineage: Eukaryota; Metazoa; Arthropoda; Insecta; Lepidoptera; Pieridae.
AUGAAAUACAUUUCGUUUAGCUUAAUUGUAUCUUUAUUUUUUGCUGGUUAUGUUAUCAAUACAAUAUGGAAUUUAGCUGAAAUAUUUAUACCGCCUGAAUGUAGUCGUGGCGAAAAAUGUUUUACGUCUUAUUUAGCUUCAAAUCCUGUGCAGUGUCUAGUGUUAUUUACUUCAGUUACCGAAAAUCCUUAUAGGGAGGGGAUAUCGGGUGCGUCAGUAAAUAAAGUUCACACAUCUUUAAAAUUUGAUUACCGCAAAUCUUCAAAAAUGGUUGUGAAUUUAAAAAUACCUCGUCGUACUCGAAAUAAUGGAUCUUUUUAUAUGCAUGCUGUACUAUUGGAUGAAAAACGCCUUUAUGAUGAUUUUAUUGAUAUAUUUAAGACGGAAGCUGUUCAUACCUUGCCUCUUGUCACAUUUAUGGAACCUCAGGCAGAAAUGUUCAAUCUUCUACAGGCUAAAACAGAAACGAAAGCUCCACAGAAAAAAAUUAAACCAUAUGCCCACAUAUCCACCGAGGCACCACUGUCAAUAUUGACAGAUAAUUUAAACUUGCCUCCUAAAAAAAUUCCUGGGGAAUUGUAUGCCUAUUUGAGGAUUAAACAAGGAAAAUUUUUGCCAAUAAUCCAGCAUAAUGUUUUAAAAUCACGUAUAUCCCAUUUACAAUUACUAAAUAGCAGUAGUUCAGAAGUGAAUGUGACAGUAGAUGUGGCACCAACAUCAUAUGGUGUGUUAAGAUUGGCAUUGCAUGUAAAAUUGGCACUAGAACAACUCCAGAUGCUUGGCUUCAGUGAGAAGGAUGUGGACGAUGUUAAAGGAAUAUUUGCUGACACAAAUUUGUACCUUCUAUCUGCAACUGUUCUAAUUGCAAGUUGUCAUCUGCUGUUUGAUUUCUUGGCGUUCAAGAAUGACGUGUCGUUCUGGCGUAGUAAGCGGUCUUUAGCCGGACUGUCGGCUCGCACUGUAUUGUGGCGGGCAUUCUCGCAAUUCGUCAUCUUCUUUUAUCUGAUUGAUGAACAGACAUCUUUACUGGUUCUUGUGCCGGCCGGUGUUAGUGCUGUUAUUGAGUUGUGGAAAGCUAGCAAAGUUCUUCACGUGCGCGUGUCCGUAUCAGGCGGGCGCGUGCGCGUGUGGCGCGAAGCAGGUGACGCUGGCGAACAGCAAACGGCACGAGCAGAUGCAGAGGCCAUGCGGUACCUUGCCCUCGUUCUGUACCCACUCUGUGCCGCCGGGGCCAUUUACUCGCUGCUAUAUGAGCCACAUAGGAGCUGGUACUCAUGGGCGCUGCAUAGCGUUGUAAAUGGCGUGUACGCAUUUGGGUUCAUACUGAUGCUACCGCAGCUCUUCGUGAAUUAUCGGCUGCGGUCGGUCGCGGCACUCCCCUGGCGCGCCUUCAUGUAUAAAGCUUUCAACACCUUCAUUGACGACGUUUUCGCCUUCAUCAUCACAAUGCCCACGGCGCACCGCGUGGCUUGCUUCCGCGAUGACAUCGUGUUUCUCAUAUAUCUAUACCAAAGAUGGUUGUACCCUGUUGACAAAUCGCGUACUGAUAGCGCCCUCAGUAUGGACGAGAACCCUGAUGAGUUGGAACCUGCAAAGGAGAAGGCUGACUAA